AUGGAUGAACAAGAUGCUAAGCAUCAAGGAACAUCAGCUGAAACCGGAUUGAUUCCAGUUUACCCAACCUUAACUUUCCCAAAUCACUACUCAAUCGCCACCGGAUUAUACCCUGCUUAUCAUGGAAUCAUAUUAAACAGAUUCACUGAUCCAACUACAGGCGAUAACUUCACAACGAGAAGUCGUGAACCCAAAUGGUGGUUAGGCGAACCCAUAUGGGAGACCAUCGCGAACCAAGGGCUGAAAGUGGCGACAUAUUUCUGGCCUGGGUCCGAUGUAAAAAAAGGUUCUUGGGAUUGUCCUGUGAAUUUCUGUCCACCGUAUAACGCUUCAGUCCCGUUUGAAGAACGCGUCGAUACUUUUCUCCAUUAUUUCGAUUUGCCAAAUGAAGAAAUUCCUGCUUUCAUGGCGUUAUAUUUGGAGGACCAUGAUUCUCAAGGUCAUCUAGUUGGCCCUGAUGAUCCUCAAAUUACAGAAGCUGUUAGUCACAUCGAUGGGUUUAUUUAUUUUAAAAAAAGUAAUACAAACCUCAUAAAUCGGUGGUACACCCCCUUGAUCGGAAACCGGAGGUCACGUCAAUUUCUUCAGUUCGCUCCUCCUGUGAAAUACUUGAGAGGGAUGAAGAAGAUUCAGUCGUUUCCGGGGAAUAGCGAGAUCAAAAUGGGGAUAGGGUUGGAUGUUAAGAGAGAGAGAGAGAGAGAGAGAGAAGGGGGUGGGGCCCUUUUAUUAAAUAAUUAUAUAUAUAUAUAUAUAUAUAUAUAUAUAUUAAUAGAGACAACCUCAUAAAUGGUCCCUGGUAAUGAAAUGACGAAAAUGCCCCUCACUUAAUGGCAGAAAACUGACGGAGUUAGGCGGAAGGACUAAACAUUAAAAGUUUUGAAACCACAUGGACGAUCCAUGAGGUUUUUUGAACUUAGGGACUAAACUUGAUAUUUUUGGA
Molecule: messenger RNA, 940 nt
Organism: Lactuca sativa (garden lettuce)
Lineage: Eukaryota; Viridiplantae; Streptophyta; Magnoliopsida; Asterales; Asteraceae
Source: RefSeq, a predicted model, not a curated record